Molecule: messenger RNA, 2013 nt
Organism: Anopheles darlingi
Lineage: Eukaryota; Metazoa; Arthropoda; Insecta; Diptera; Culicidae
Product: dynein regulatory complex protein 1 homolog
Exons: 10
Coding region: 1-2013 (670 amino acids)
Biological process (GO): cilium-dependent cell motility; regulation of cilium movement; axonemal dynein complex assembly
Cellular component (GO): axonemal dynein complex; axoneme
Source: RefSeq, a predicted model, not a curated record
AUGGAUUAUAUUGGAGCAGAAAAUAGUAGCCUCGAGCCGAUACCUAGCUCUGCUAGAAAGAAUGGCGCUAGUCCACAGUUUCUGAGUUUGGUUGCUUCGGCCGUACUCGAGGAUCGCUCGCAAAGCAUUGUGGAAAGUUUCGUCCGGGAUAAUCGUUUUCGCAAGAAAAAUAUUCCGUUGAAUUAUGCCGAAGAUAAGGAACGAAUUCGUAUCUGUUUGAAUAAUGCGGAUAAACGGAUUGCCGAGCUUAUGCGCGAUGGGUUGGAGCUUAUCGAGGAUGUCCGCGUGGCGAGCGAUAGGCAUGAGGUCGAGCGUCGCGUGGCCGAGGCCGAUAUUAAAGAGAAUCUUCUCAGCAAAAUUCACGCGGAGUCGGUGGAUUCCAUUUCCAAAUUCCAAACUACAUACGAGAAGUGGACCGAAAUCAAGGAGCUGAAGGAUCCGAUGAUGAUGAACGAUGAGCUGCAGCUGCAGAAGAAUCGUGUCGAGGAGUUGCUCAAACAGAAGGAUCUUAUCAUCACCGAGUGUCGCAAGGAGCUACUUGCGGCGGAUGAACGCUAUGCUAAGGAUAUUCGCAAACAGAUUGUAGACAUUCAAAGCUUGGUUCAUCGCGCCGAUACGGAAGUGGAAGCCAUGAAGAGCAUCCUGAAGGAAAAUCUAGAUCUUAUUCAGGGAACAGUGGAGGAGGAAAGGAUAAUUCUGCAAAAUGCUGCCAAUUUCAACUGGAACGACGUGUACGCGAAGCGAGCCACCAACGAGCGCAUCAAAGUUAAGCAAAAGAAGGAGCGGCUGCUUGCCAAUCUGACGGAGAUUGAGCAAAUCGAGCUAGACUAUGUGGAAACGACGCGCGCUACAAGAAUCAAGCUCGACAAGGACACUCAGGCGCUCGCGAUCGAGUUACAGAAGAUCAAGACGAACACAACGCUCAACUCGGAGAAGCUGGACUACAGUUUUCAGGUUCUGAAGAAACGGGAGGAUGAAAAUUUGAUGGUCAAGAAUGCCCAGAAACGUCGGCUGGCGAAACUGCACGAAACUAUCUUCACGCUGCGUAACAAACUGCGCGACACUAAGAGCACCUACUAUAUCGAGACGGAAAAGAUGGCUAAAAUGAUCGAGAAGCUUCACCAUAGCGUCGAGCAUAUUCACAGUAAACUUGAAUGUUCCAAGAAGGCCUACGAUAAGAGGGUGCGCUCCAUUUGGAAUAUGAACCGGGAUGAAUGCUUCGAGAUCAUCCAGAGUAUUUCAGCGAUCGAUAAGAUCCUGGUCGAACAGCAUCUCAACCGAAAGUGGGUGAACAAUUUGAGCCUCAUCUCUGAAGUGUUGCUGCAGUAUGAUCCAUUGUGCACUCCGAAACUCCCUAGUACAGCAAGAACAAAACGCAGCCUUACAAGUGGAAAGGACGAACCAUCGAACGAUUUUCCUAUGCUCGAGUCGCUGCUGAAACAAACGCGCUUUUUGAAUGACAAAAAGCUAGAUACGACCUUACAGGAACAGCAACUGGAUAGCUGCGGACUGACGCUCAUCUGCUUGGACAAUGUACUGAACGCCCUCGGCAUCCACAGCAUUGACGGUAUCCGUGGUCUGCAAUCAACGCAACAGGCAGCACAUAAGCUACCGUACGACGAAGAGGGUACUAGCUCGGGGGAGGCGUCCCAGACUGAAAAGGAGGAUACGGAGCUGGGCAAUAGGGCACUGACAACGUCGCGGGAUCUACUAGCACUGAAGAUGUUCUAUCAGGACGAUGAUGAAACCGUUCACUCGGCGGGCGAACCAAAACCGGACACAAAACCAACCCUUACCGACACGCGCAAGUUUUGGGACUCCUUCAAGAACAUCUUUUUGCCGACCCAAAUCAAGAUGUGGAACACAAUGGAAGAAAGCUUGAGCAAGUAUCUUCAAGUUCUUCGCGAGCGGCAAACGCUUGAUGAGGAGUGUAGCUUUCUGCGCAAACAGAACCAAGAGCUGCAGCAUAUAAUGCAAAAGAUGCUCAUCAAACCGAUGGGAGACGAUUAUUGA